AUGGACAUUGAUGCUCUUUUAUUACCUGAAAAGAAAUUGGCGGACUCCCUUGUGAACACGUAUCGGCGGUUCUCGCUUCCCAUAUUUCCCGUAUUACACUGGCCUAGCUUCAUGAAAAAAUAUGAUAAUCUGUGGAGGUCUACUGAAUCUUUUUCACUGUCAAAGUAUACGGGCAACGAUAUGCUCCUGCUCUCAAUAGUCAAUGUUGUCUUAGCUAUUGGCUGCCAGCGAUCUGAACAUUGCCCAGCCGAAUGGAGAACGCGAGAUGCCGAAUCAUUGUAUAGGCGGUCAGUUCGCUUGGUAUCUGCUGAAACACUAGACGAGUACUCCUUUGAGGCGGCGCAAUUAUUCAUCCUGCGGGUAAUUUACCUUCAGUAUACGUCAUUUGCCUCAAGAUGCUGGAGUACGCUUGGCGUUGCCCAGAGAGUUGCUUACGGGCUUGGGCUACAUAAAGAUAUCCCUGAGUCAACAAACCAGCUUGAACGGGAGAUGAGACGUAGGGUAUGGCAUACUUCCCUUAUAAUGGAUAGGUGA
Molecule: messenger RNA, 534 nt
Organism: Trichoderma atroviride IMI 206040
Lineage: Eukaryota; Fungi; Ascomycota; Sordariomycetes; Hypocreales; Hypocreaceae
Source: RefSeq, a predicted model, not a curated record